CUCCCCCCCCCCCCCCUUCUCCCCCCUCUCUGCAGUCAGACGAUGGGAUGUCACGUGUGUCUGAACAAACUGUGUUAACUGAAGGAAACUGAAGCGUCUCUGACAGCCGGAGUGGGACGAGUCAAGCAAUCAGAGUCACUGAAGGUCGCUGAAGGCUAAGAGGUCAGAGGUCAUCAUGCAGAGUAUAAAGUGUGUGGUUGUGGGUGACGGUGCUGUGGGGAAGACCUGCCUCCUCAUCUCCUACACCACCGGAGCUUUUCCCAAAGAGUACAUCCCCACUGUGUUCGACAACUACAGCAGCCAGGUGACGGUGGACGGCAGGACCAUCAGUCUGAACCUGUGGGACACAGCAGGUCAGGAGGAGUACGAUCGGCUGAGGACGCUGUCCUACCCGCAGACCAACGUCUUCAUCAUCUGUUUCUCCAUCUCAAGCCCCGCCUCCUACGAGAACGUGAAGCACAAGUGGCAUCCAGAGGUGUGUCACCACUGUCCUGGCGUCCCCAUCCUCCUGGUCGGCACAAAGAGCGACCUCCGGAACGACGGCGAGACUCAGAGGAAGCUGAAGGAGCAGAACCAGACGCCCGUCAGCCACCAGCAGGGCGCUGCCCUCGCCCGCCAGAUCCACGCCUUGCGCUACCUGGAGUGUUCGGCCCUCAACCAGGACGGCAUCAAGGACGUGUUCUCCGAGGCCGUGCGGGCCUAUCUCAACCCGCAGCCCACCGUCCACAAGAGGCCCUGCGUCCUGCUGUAGGACCGCGCCUCGAACACCACAUCGGCGGGUUUCUGUGGCGCUGAUGCUGCGGUGUUACUGCCUGAGAGACUGUUCGGAAAAUCUAUGUUAAAAUGUGUUUUUUUUAUGUUUGGUUAGAAUUUUAUCUUUGAGAAUUAGAAAAGUAGUUUUGAGACGUCCAUUAAUUUAAAACAUUUCUAACGCUGCAGUAAGAACGAAUUAAAAUCAAAUGAAACUCA
Messenger RNA from Epinephelus moara (kelp grouper), 969 nucleotides. It is a transcript of the gene rhogb, whose product is annotated as ras homolog family member Gb. Gene Ontology annotation, cellular component: cell projection; plasma membrane; cytoskeleton. Gene Ontology annotation, biological process: small GTPase-mediated signal transduction; regulation of cell shape; regulation of actin cytoskeleton organization. Gene Ontology annotation, molecular function: protein kinase binding; GTPase activity; GTP binding. NCBI's taxonomy places the organism in Eukaryota, Metazoa, Chordata, Actinopteri, Perciformes, Serranidae. The transcript is spliced from 4 exons. The record is from RefSeq and is a predicted model, not a curated record. Bases 176 to 751 code for a protein of 191 amino acids.